Trypanosoma rangeli is the source of this 1539-nucleotide messenger RNA. Its product is annotated as lipase-like protein. NCBI's taxonomy places the organism in Eukaryota, Euglenozoa, Kinetoplastea, Trypanosomatida, Trypanosomatidae. The record is from RefSeq and is a predicted model, not a curated record. Gene Ontology annotation, biological process: lipid metabolic process. The coding region runs from base 1 to 1539 and encodes 512 amino acids. The transcript has a single exon.
AUGCAGGUACCGUUAUUAACGCGGGCCCGCUCGUUGGCCUCGAGCGUCACGGAAAAGUUGCGAGUUUUUCCUGGCGAUGUCAUUUGGCCUUUUUUUCUGCUGACGGGGGAGUACGCUCAUGUGUGCGUGAUUGCCUACCGCACGUUUAUCCACUUCCGUUUGCGACAGGCACUGCGCGUGAUCUUCGGUGUUCCUGUAAGUGGUGUUGCGCUGUACAUGGCUCAUGCCGCGUGGGCGUGGUACCCGGAGCCGGCCGCCGCCAUAGACACAAGCUCCGUCGCGGGAUGCCGCCCCGUCUUUCGUUCCACCGCUGAACUCCUGGACUUUGCCUCCACGUGCUCUCGCCGCUACCACCGUCUCUUUGAGGAGGGGGAUGACAUGAGUUCAGCCUGCCUGAACGAGUUGGUGGGUGACAUGCUCACCAUCCUGCGCUCCAUUGAGGCGAUCGAGGGGAGUUUUGAGGAGCGGGAGUUGGUGACGGCCUCGCUGACUGUCACGGAUCCAUCACGCGGGGUGGAGCAGGAGGCGUCACCCGCGGAGGCGGUGUUGCGCGUCGUGCUGCUCAUCUCGCUGGAUCAGGGAUGGUUCGACAUCGUGGAGGAGGCGCGGAAGAUGUACAGCAAUCUCGUGCGAGAGCGGCCUGUGCCGCUGCAGGCGAACGUGACGAGCGCCGUGGCGGAUUUGUGCGCACUUUCGUACGAGCUGGAGAGUUGCGCGAGUUCGGCGGAGGUGACGAUGCCGCAGCGUCAACGCGUGGCACGCGCCAUUGACGCGUUUCGUCCAGGGAGCUCCGUGCGGGAGCGCUGCACCAUUGCUGCGGAAAUUGGCGUUCUUCCUCUUGUGGAUCUUGACAGGACGACCCGCUGCCUCAUGCUGACGCGUCGCAGCCCCGGGCGGCGACCGCAGCUGAUCAUCACGUUUGUCGGCUCAAACAGCGUGCGGAACUGGUGGAGGAACCUCCGCUGUGACCUGACGGAGCUCCCCGCGGCGUUUGGUGUACAGGCGUGUGUCCACAAGGGGUUCCUGCAGCUGCUGCAGUCAGUCGCGUUUGAGGAGGUCGCUGCGGGCUUUGACCAAAUUAUCCUCAUCGGUCAUAGCAUGGGCGGUGCGCUGGCGCAACUCGCCGGGCUCUACUUGGCGAACGAGAGGCCUGAGAGGCGUGUCACGGUUCUGACGGUGGCCUCCCCACGUGUUUUGUCCUCUCCGCGCGGAGUUUGGCGGCGCGGCGCGGAUUGGAUACGUGGUCGCGGCGCGGCGGGGAGGGAAGCGCUGAUCGCGCUGCCCAGCAACUUUCGCCAUAUACGUGCCUUCAUGUGUGCGGACGUGGUGCCGCGGCUGCCUCCCGCCUUUCUCGGGUACCAGCACGUGGGCACGCCGCUGCCGCUGCACACGGGGUGCCCCACGCGGAUGUCUUAUUUGGGUUGGGGGCUGUGGUCCUGCCUGUUUCACACUGCGGAUAUGUACAAGGCGGUGCUGGAGAGACCAGCAGUGGCGCAGCUUCAUCGCUACGACUAUGCGUUAGCAUCUUCUACCCAUUGA